Molecule: messenger RNA, 1952 nt
Organism: Hydractinia symbiolongicarpus
Lineage: Eukaryota; Metazoa; Cnidaria; Hydrozoa; Anthoathecata; Hydractiniidae
Product: probable ATP-dependent RNA helicase DDX52
Exons: 19
Coding region: 79-1854 (591 amino acids)
Biological process (GO): maturation of SSU-rRNA
Molecular function (GO): RNA helicase activity; nucleic acid binding; ATP binding
Source: RefSeq, a predicted model, not a curated record
UCUGAGUUUAAGAUCGCAAUCAGUGUUUUCUCCAACAGACAUUUUGAGAUAAUACUAAGUAAAUUUUUCUAAAUAAAGAUGGUAGACACACAUGAUUUAUUUAAAAAACUUGGUUGUGGUGCGAAAUUUGAUUUAAAGCGAUUUAAAGAUGAUGCUGACAAAUUUCAGAUUAUCAACAAAUACAAGAAAGCAGAUAUCACUAGUGAUGCAGCAGAGGUAUUGGAUUUCUUUGGCAGCAAAACCAAUCACACAACAACACAUCAUGCAGAUGGUAAAAAAACAGAAAAUAAAGAAGACACAAUUGAAAUUGAAACACUGGGUAAAAAGAAAAAGAAAAUUAAAAAAAUUAUUUUAAAUGAUGAGGAAGGGCAAGAUGAAAGUGAUAUACAAUUAUUGCGUGGAGCUAAAAAGAAAAAGAAGAUCUCCGAAAUAAAAGAAAAGAAACUAAACAAAGAUCAACUCAAAGAAAAACACAUGGAGAAAAUCAAUCUGUUUCGCAAAGAGCAUAAAAUAUAUAUUCAUGGCUCUGACAUUUCUGAUCCUAUAAAAUGUUUUAAGGAUUUGCGGAAAAGAUAUGAAGUUUCAAGCGUAAUUUUAAGAAAUAUUACUACUAAUAACUACACAACACCAACACCGAUACAAAUGCAAGCUACACCCCUAAUGCUGCAGAAUCGUGAGCUUUUAGCUUGUGCACCAACUGGAAGUGGUAAAACGCUAGCUUUCAUAAUUCCACUGUUAUGUCACUUAAAGGAACCAAGAAAAGUUGGAUUUCGUGCAGUAGUUAUUUCACCUACCAGAGAACUGUCACAGCAGAUAUACAGAGAAUUUGUACGCAUGAAUGAAGGGAUCGGGUUCAGGAUACACACGUUAUCGAAGGCUAAAGCAUCAUCAAAUAACUUUGGUCCCAAUUCGUCCAAUAAAUUAGAUAUUUUAAUAGCAACUCCAAACAGACUUGUUCAUCUUUUAAAACAAGAUCCACCUGGCAUAAAUCUAAGCAAUGUGGAAUGGUUAGUUCUCGACGAAGGUGAUAAAUUAUUUGAAGAAGGUGAUACAGGAUUCAGAGAACAGGUCGCUAUGAUAUAUCAAGCUUGUGACAAUCCAUCCAUUAAACAUGCGCUGUUCAGCGCUACAUUAGCCAAUCAGGUGGAAGAAUGGUGCAAACUUCAUCUUGAUAACGUUGUCAGGGUAACAGUCGGUGCAAGAAACUCAGCCACAGACACAGUGAAUCAGGAACUAAUGUUUGUUGGUCAAGAAUCUGGAAAACUGCUUGCCAUGAGACAAAUAAUUCAAAAGGGAUUUCAACCGCCUGUUCUUGUCUUCGUGCAGAGCAAAGACCGAGCUAAAGAACUUUUUAAUGAACUGAUAUACGAUGGUUUAAAUGUCGACGUCAUACAUGCAGAUCGAACACAAGCACAGCGAGAAAAUGUUGUGAAGUGUUUCCGAACUGGCAAGAUCUGGAUUUUGAUUGCAACAGAACUAAUGGGGCGCGGUAUUGACUUUAAAGGAGUGAACAUGGUUGUGAAUUAUGACUUUCCACCCACUGCUGUCAGCUAUAUACAUAGAAUAGGUCGAACAGGUCGAGCAGGAAGAAAAGGGAAAGCUAUCACAAUGUUUACUGAAGACGAUGUAGUUAAUCUCAGAAGCAUUGCAAAUGUUGUGAGGUCGUCUGGGUGUGAUGUGCCAGCAUGGAUGCUACAAGUAAAAAAACCGGACAGACGAACGAAGAAGAAACUGGAGAAAGCGCCGUUAAAACGUGCCCACAUCAAUACAAUAUCCAAAUAUGACCAACAACACACUAACAAAAGAAAACAAAUGAUUGAAAUGUCGAAAGCAAAGAAAAGUAAAAACACGUGACGGAAAAGUUAACAAGUGUUUUCUUACUAUGUCACACUUAAUCGUCAGCAAACGCGAUUGGAAAUAUUUUUGCUAAAUAAAUAUAUCAAAUACAUAAA